Exophiala mesophila is the source of this 3564-nucleotide messenger RNA. RefSeq lists its product as hypothetical. Gene Ontology annotation, molecular function: structural molecule activity. The coding region runs from base 574 to 3093 and encodes 839 amino acids. Gene Ontology annotation, biological process: endoplasmic reticulum to Golgi vesicle-mediated transport; intra-Golgi vesicle-mediated transport; protein secretion. The transcript is spliced from 2 exons. Gene Ontology annotation, cellular component: endoplasmic reticulum-Golgi intermediate compartment; Golgi membrane; COPI vesicle coat. Lineage: Eukaryota; Fungi; Ascomycota; Eurotiomycetes; Chaetothyriales; Herpotrichiellaceae. The record is from RefSeq and is a predicted model, not a curated record.
UGCACUUUUGGUAGACGACCCCAAAUACAUACCACGUCUUCCUCAAGGAUUGUCACGUUGAGUCGCAACCAUUCAUUCCAAUCUCACGAGACACAUCUGUUCGACUGCUCUCUUGUCUCAAUGGUCUCCGCGCUAUGAUCCUGCGGUAGUCCUGCAAACAUCUUCACCCUAAUUACUUGUGCCCGACUGGCAUCCUCGUCCCCUCGACAUCCCUGAACAUCUCACCACCAACCGCGACCAUUGCCAGCCGGAUCAUCGAGAUUACAACAUGAGUUACGCAAAGAAAGACGAGGAUGCCGAACCCUCUGGGUUCAAGCUGGACAGGACCUCUGUUUUCCAAGAUGGUAUUCCCGCCCGCUUCUCCAGAGGCUUCUCCUUUCCCUCCGAGAUACUGACCGUGUCCCAGCUCGACUCUUCAAUUCCUCCCCUAUAUCUCCUCGAAGAUGUCGGAUCCUCCUCACCAAGCUCGCCAUUCUCCUCUUCACCGGCGAGAAAUUCCCGACUAAUGAAGCCACCACCCUCUUCUUCGGUAUUUCCAAACUCUUCCAGAACAAAGACCCCUCACUACGCCAGAUGGUCUACCUCAUCCUCAAAGAGCUCGCCCAUACUGCCGAAGAUGUUAUCAUGUCAACCAGUAUCAUCAUGAAGGAUAUGACUGUGGGAAGCGAGAUUGUAUACAAGGCCAAUUCGAUUCGCGCUCUUUGCAGGAUCAUUGAUGCCACAACCGUGCAGGGCAUCGAACGUCUGAUCAAGACCGCCAUUGUGGACAAAUCCCCUGCGGUCUCCUCGGCUGCUCUGGUCUCAUCCUACCACCUGCUCCCCAUCGCAAGAGAUGCGGUCAAGCGAUGGCAAAGCGAAACGCAGGAGGCUGCCUCCUCGUCAAAAUCAGGAGGCGGCUUUCUCAGCUUCUCCACCAGUUCUCAACACUCCCUCGCCGCAUCGGGCACAAACUACAUGAAUCAGUACCAUGCCAUUGGCCUAUUGUACCAGAUCAGAUCGCACGACAGGAUGGCCCUCGUGAAGAUGGUCCAGCAAUAUGGAGCUGCCGGUGCGGUCAAGAGCCCUGCUGGUGUGAUGAUGUUGGUCCGCCUCGCAGCCAAACUUGCCGAAGAAGACCCUAACCUCCGGCAACCCAUGGUCACAAUGCUCGACACCUGGUUGCGCCAUAAGAGCGAAAUGGUGAACUUCGAAGCUGCAAAGGCCAUCUGCAACCUUCGCGAUGUCACUGACGCCGAAGCUGCACUAGCGAUCCGUGCUCUGCAGCCAUUCCUCACCUCUCCAAGGGCUGUUACCAAGUUUGCCGCUAUCCGAAUCCUGCAUACAUUUGCUUCCUUCAAGCCGCAAGCGGUACACACCGUAAAUCCGGACAUUGAGCCCUUGAUUUCCAACAGCAACCGGUCCAUCGCCACUUUUGCCAUCACCACCCUCCUCAAAACAGGCAACGAAGGCAGUGUUGAUCGACUGAUGAAACAGAUCUCAAGCUUCAUGGCCGAAAUCACGGACGAAUUCAAGAUCACCAUCGUCGAGGCCAUCAGGACACUGUGCAUGAAGUUCCCAAGUAAACAAGCCGGCAUGCUGACUUUCUUGAGUGGCAUUCUCAGAGACGAAGGUGGCUACGAGUUCAAGCGUGCCGUCGUCGAGAGCAUGUUUGACCUUAUCAAGUUUGUUCCUGGAAGUAAAGAGGAAACACUGUCUCACCUUUGCGAGUUCAUCGAGGAUUGUGAAUUCACCAAGUUGGCAGUUCGCAUCCUCCACUUGAUUGGCGUCGAGGGCCCAAAGACACCCCAGCCUACGAAAUAUAUCCGAUAUAUCUACAAUCGUGUCGUCCUCGAGAACGCACUCGUUCGAGCUGCUGCCGUGACGGCCCUCUCCAAAUUCGGCGUGGGUCAGAAAGACCCCGAAGUCAAGAAGAGUGUCGAGGUCUUGUUGACCAGGUGUUUGGACGAUACGGACGACGAAGUUCGAGAUCGAGCCGCACUGAAUUUGCGACUGAUGCAAGAAGAGGAUGAAGUUGCCGAGCGAUUCAUCAAGAAUGAUUCCAUGUUUAACCUUUCUACGUUUGAACACAAGCUUGUCAUGUAUGUGACUUCGGAGGAUAAGUCCGUUUUCGCUACAGCCUUCGAUAUCAAGACUGUUCCCGUCGUUUCACAGGAGCAAGCUUUGGCAGAGGAAAGGACGAAGAAGCUCACAACAGCAACGCCAACCCUCAAAGCGCCGUCGACAGGACUCGCAAAACCAAAGACAAACGGCCUCAGCGAUUCUCCAUCAGCUCCAAUGGUUGCACAAAAAUAUACUCAAAUCUUUUCGAGGAUACCGGAGCUCGCGGCCUAUGGACAAGUUCUCAGGUCCAGCACAGUGGUGGAGCUUACAGAAAGCGAGACCGAAUACGUCGUUUCUGCCGUCAAGCACAUCUUCCAAGAACAUGUCGUCAUCCAGUACGAUAUCAAAAACACACUGGAUCAAACAGUGCUCGAGAAUGUUACGGUCAUGGCCUCGCCAUCUGAAGACGAGGAGGCUUUCUUAGAGGAAGAAUUUAUCAUCCCAGCUCCCGCACUUAAAACCAACGAGCCAGGUGUUGUUUACGUUGCGUUCAAGAAGCUGGAUGGCGAACAACCAUUCCCCAUCACUACCUUUAGCAACGUCUUGAAAUUCACCAGCAAAGAAGUAGACCCCACAACAGGCGAACCUGAAGAGAGCGGCUACGAAGAUGAAUACGAGGUUGAGAAUCUGGAGCUUACAGGAGCGGAUUACGUUGUCCCGGCCUAUGGUAGCAGUUUCGACCAUGUCUGGGAAGGCACGGGAGCCAAUGGCGAGGAAGCAAGCGAAACGCUGCAAUUGGCAACAAUCAAGAGUCUAGCUGAUGCCACGGAACAAAUCUCCAAGACCUUAUCUCUCCAACCCCUCGAGGGCACAGAUGUUGUUCUCUCAAACACGACACACACCCUCAAGCUGUACGGCAAGUCUGUCACCGGCGGCCGGGUGGCAGCACUGGUCAAGAUGGUCUUUUCUGCCCGUACAGGCGUCACUGUCAAGGUGUCGGUGCGGUCAGAUGAGGCUGGCCUGGCGGCCGCCGUCGUUGGUGCUUUGGCCUAGGAGGUUCACUGUCCGUUCAGUAUUGUAUCUAGAGCACGUCGUCGUGCAGGACACUGCAGCGUCGGCGGCAUCGGCAUCAACAAUACAUCCGACAGAGAUUCUCCCGUCAUUGCCGUGUCCGUCGCUAUCAUGCAGCAGGAGACAUAUGGAGAAAGCAAGCGAACUAAACACGUCCGGUGGAUUGACCGCUGCGCCAUCAGUGACGAACGGUGACGACAAUUUAGAAUGAAAAGUGAGAGUCGGGGUUGGUGACCACGGUCAUGGUCAUGGUCAAGUCCCAUGAAUGGGUGACAAUUCAUGUUCGACACACAUUUGUAUGACAGAGUGCAGAGUACAGGUGAUUGAGUGGAGAUUUUUGAAAUGAAAUGAAACAACGGCGCUCGAGGAACCAACCGCAACCGCAUAGUCUAACGCCAUUGCUAGCGAAAACAAAAAGAUUGUUCCCAAUAACGUGAUGAAAAAUGAUUUGAC